CACGUAAAUCGCACGUUGAAAUCAAUACCAGGAAGCCAAGUAUGCAUGAGACCACCUCUCCAAAUCCUUCUAUAUAAACUCCUUGGCCCCAUGAAAGUUUCAGCAGGUCAAAAAAGUUUAGUGCUCCUGCAAAAGCAACCUUCUCGAUCAUAAAAAGCCAUGGCAAAGCUGAGCCUUCCAUUGCUACUCUUCUCCCUCAUUUGCGUUUCGACCUUAGUGGCGCCGGCGCUCGCGAGGCCUUCACCCUCCCAAGCCUACAUAGAGAGGUCGUGCCACGGGACCCUGUACCCCAAGCUGUGCAUCCAGUGCCUCUCCGGCUACGCCAACGACUCCAUCGAGAGCCCGCAACAGGUCGCCCAAGCCGCCCUCACCGUGAGCCUCUACAAGGCCUUGUACACGAGGGCCUACAUGGUCAAAGUGGCCAAGGACCUCGAGGAGAUGAAGGCCCAAGACUACCAGCCUGUCAAGGACUGCCUGGACCAGAUUGACAAUGGCAUCGACCAGCUCACGCAGUCAAUCAGGGAGCUGCGGCGGCUCGGCCAAGAGAACGUGGGCGACAACUUCUACUGGCACAUCAGCAACGUGGAGUCCUGGGUGAGCGCCGCCCUCACUGACGCCACAACCUGCCUCGAUGAGCUCCCCCCGGGGAAUCGGAUGAGUAAGACCAAGGCCGUGCUCAAGGGGAAGGUCCUGAACAUGGCCAUGACCACUAGCAAUGCCUUGGCCUUGUUCCACAGAUUCGCGGCCACAUACGGGGUUCGAGCCACCACGAAGCCGUGAGGGCUAAUUGAAAAAAGCUAGAGAAGUGUUUUGAGCAUGAAGCGUUCAUCUAUUUUUUCAAUCUUUUUUUACUCAUCAUAUGUUUGUUGGGUUGUCGCUUGUAAUCCAAAAAUUGUAUAUCAAACAGAUCGUAUGAAUUCUCAUGAAAAGCAUGUGAAUAUAUGUCAGUUUUUGUCCUCCA
This is a messenger RNA of Syzygium oleosum, 961 nucleotides long. Its product is annotated as pectinesterase inhibitor 9-like. Gene Ontology annotation, biological process: negative regulation of catalytic activity. The transcript has a single exon. The record is from RefSeq and is a predicted model, not a curated record. Gene Ontology annotation, molecular function: enzyme inhibitor activity. The coding region runs from base 160 to 780 and encodes 206 amino acids. NCBI's taxonomy places the organism in Eukaryota, Viridiplantae, Streptophyta, Magnoliopsida, Myrtales, Myrtaceae.